This is a messenger RNA of Trichomonas vaginalis G3, 1623 nucleotides long. RefSeq names its product UDENN domain family. The record is from RefSeq and is a predicted model, not a curated record. The coding region runs from base 1 to 1623 and encodes 540 amino acids. Lineage: Eukaryota; Parabasalia; Trichomonadida; Trichomonadidae. The transcript has a single exon.
AUGUCGAAAAUGGAUCUUUCUGUUUACCGUUCUCUUCAGCUUAAAAGGAGUUCAGGCAUAUUUACAGAGGUUAUUAGAGUUGAUAAAAACGCACGUAAUAUGCUUGAACACUUUCUUAUUGUAGGAGCUCCUCCAGUCGAAAAAGGAACAAAAGUCACCGAUCCGAAAAUCAUUACAAUAUUUCCUGCUUCCCCACUUGCCAUGAGUCCUGACGAUAUGAACAUGCUUACUUUGCAUUGUUUUCCAAACGGAUUCGGAAAAUUAAAAGAAAAAGAACAAAAGAAGAAAAACCCUUUACUUGAGCUAUAUACAUUCAGGCUUGGUGGACAGAGCUGCACGUUUUAUGGCUGUGUUGCAAAGUUUAAAGUUAUGACUAAUCCAAUUCCAUGGUUUGCAAGUGAAGUAUCCAUUAAAUAUCCAUUUGCAUUUUGCAUCAUUUCUUCCAUCCCCAUUCUUUCUAGCCACUUCCAAUUCUUGUAUUUCCUAGUCAAUGCAUAUCAUAAACCGAAUGAGUUCAAAUUCAACAAAACAAUGCUUAGCCAUAAGCCAUUCCAUGUUAUCCGAGGCGAGACACUUCCAGAUUUGUUAAGAAUGAAUGGUUGCGGUGUUUGGCCGGGUAUUACUCCAAAGAUUCACUUCCUUAACCAGGUCAAUCUUUAUCGCUCCAUCUCCAUUAAGCGAUACAACAAACAAGCAUUCCCAGUUUUGAGCACAUUGUUCGUCCACGUACCCGCAGCUGCUAGUGAUAUCAAUUUAAUCGCCGCCUGUUGCUUGGACGUUUUAUUCUCAUACCUUUCCAUACCAGAUAUCGUCAAUCUAUUUACAUACGCACUUCUCGGCAACUACAUCAUGUUCCAAGCUGAUGAUGCCAGAUUAUUAUCUUCUAGCGUACUUGCUUUAAGAGCAAUCCUCUCUCCUUUCCCAUUCCAGACACCCCUCAUCCCUUACGUAAUUAAUGAUGACAGAUUUAUCGGAUUACUUAACUCUCCUGUACCUUAUAUCGCAGGAGUUUUCAAAAAUACCGAUUUGUCAGAAAUAGAGAUUGGCGACCAAGCGGUUUACGUAGAUCUCGAGAAUGGUAAGGUCAAAGGUCCAAAAGUCGUUCGUCUUCCUAACAGAGAUGGACUCAUCAAAAGAUUAAAGGACAUCAUAAGAGAAGCCAGCGAGACAAUUACUGUUCCUCAGAAAGCAAUCAAGAAAUCCUUCUUUUCUUCUCCAACUUGGAACCAAAAUUACUAUACUUUCUUCAAAAACCUCGAUAAGUACACGAUGCCACCUGCCUUCAUGUCAAACCAUUACCAGAAAUACAUAUUCGAUCAAGCUACUGUCGAAAAAGUCAUGUUCGCGUUUACAUCUCAUGUUGCACCAGAAGUAGCUGAUUUAAUCAAGCCAUGCUUCGUUACAGAUACAACAGAUAUCGACAGACCAUGCACAGUGUUCAAUAGAACACUCUUCCUCGAUAGUAUUCCAAAAGAUUCGAAGGCUUUUUACACUCUCUUCUCGCAAACACACGCAUUCGCUGGAUUUUGCGAUAAGAAGACUGAUGAAGUCGAUCUAAUUAAGAUGUCUGCAAAUACUGAAGAUGUUUCCCCUCUUGAAUUAGAUGAUGAAGUUGAUUUUUAA